AUGACCUGCGGCAGUCCUUUAGGUUAAUUGGUCAUGUCAAUUAAUGAAGAAGGGAAAUAUUUUUUUUAAUGUCAAUACGAAACUACUGAAGAUAAAAUUCGUUGUUAUUUGGCUUUAAUUAAGAGUGGAAUUUAUAAAUGCUUAUAUUGCCAGGACAAUUACUAUGGGGAGAAUUGUGAAAAAUACAAUACUACAUCUACUAAACUAACAUCAAAAUGUUAAUAGCAAAAUCUUGAUGGUACUUGCGCACUCUGUUAUCCAGGAUAUGGAAAGAAAAGUGAAUAUGAUUAAACUUGCUCUCAAAGUUGUAUACCUUAUAGUUCAUGCUAUAUGGACCUCACAACUAAUGUUGUUUAUGAGCUUCCAUGCAUGGAAGAUGGAGCUUUUUAAUUGGGUACAAUCUGCGUUUGUAAAAAUUCAUGA
This is a messenger RNA of Paramecium tetraurelia, 423 nucleotides long. RefSeq lists its product as uncharacterized. Lineage: Eukaryota; Ciliophora; Oligohymenophorea; Peniculida; Parameciidae. The transcript is spliced from 4 exons. The record is from RefSeq and is a predicted model, not a curated record.